AUAUUUGUAACGCUCUAGAAUAGAUCACGCGACCCUACUCUGAAAUAGGAAACCAGAAGUUGUUCGACCUGCCUGUCCUCGCCUCCUUUGUUCUGACGUACAAAAAGUGCGACUUGUAGCGACAAUUUAGGGGCAGCAUCUAAGAAUGGGUACCCAAGUUAAAGAUGUUGUUAUAAAACCUGAUGUUCCAGCUACACUGCUGCUGGAGAAGCAUGCAGACUACAUAGCAGCUUAUGGAUCGAAGAAGGAUGAUUACGAAUAUACCAUGUCAGAAUAUUUGCGAAUGAGUGGCAUCUAUUGGGGUUUAACAGUCAUGGAUCUUAUGGGGCAUCUCCAUCGAAUGGAUAAGGAAGAAAUCACUGAAUUCAUCAAGGCUUGCCAGCAUGACUGUGGUGGGAUCAGUGCUAGCAUAGGACACGAUCCUCACUUGCUUUAUACUCUUAGUGCCGUGCAGAUUCUUAGUUUAUAUGACAGUCUCAGUGCUAUAGAUGUAGGUAAAGUUGUUGAAUAUGUGAAGGGACUGCAACAAGAAGAUGGAUCCUUUGCUGGGGACAAAUGGGGUGAAAUAGACACAAGGUUCUCUUUCUGUGCAGUAGCAACACUUGCUUUGCUGGGAAAACUGGAUGCUAUUAAUGUUGAGAAAGCUGUAGAGUUUGUCUUGUCCUGUAUGAACUUUGAUGGAGGGUUUGGCUGCAGACCAGGCUCCGAAUCUCAUGCAGGGCAGAUUUACUGCUGUACGGGAUUUUUAUCUAUAACAGGCCAGCUGCACCAAAUAAAAGCAGACUUGCUUGGUUGGUGGCUGUGUGAAAGACAGCUACCAUCUGGAGGGCUGAAUGGGAGGCCAGAGAAGUUACCAGAUGUUUGUUAUUCAUGGUGGGUGCUUGCUUCAUUGAAAAUUAUUGGAAGAAUCCACUGGAUUGACAAAAACAAACUAAGCAGAUUUAUCUUGGCCUGCCAGGAUGAGGAGACUGGGGGGUUUGCUGACAGGCCUGGAGAUAUGGUGGAUCCUUUUCAUACCCUGUUUGGAAUUGCUGGGCUAUCACUGAUGGGAGAGGAACAGAUCAAAGAAGUGAACCCAGUGUUUUGUAUGCCAGAGGAGGUCCUCAAGAGAAUCAAUGUGCAUCCUGAGGUUUUAAGCUAGGACAGUGCUCAGAUUGUUACUGUUACCUUUCAUACCGAAAAGGAUAUUGUGAAUGAGAAACUUCAGAUACCAAAAUUGUCAGUCUGAAAACUGGAAAACAUAUUUACCAUUGAAUUAUUAAUUGAAUUUUGGAUCUUCCAAUUAGGUAACAAACAACAUUGCACACCUCUGUACAGGGCCACUCAAAACUGCAGAUCUGUUAACCAGAUUUAUGUAUUUAUUAUUUAGUGUAGGAAUCUUAAUUGGUCAUCCUAAGGUCACCUUUCUAUAAAGAUAUGUAGCGCUGAAAUAGUUAAAUGUUUACUGCUGUGAACAAAUCACUUUAUUUGUGGUAUUCUGACAUGUAAUAAAAGCAGGAGAUAGCUUUUAAAUUAUUUUGCUGUAUUGAUCAAUUUAUCAAAUUAAAAGGAGCAGAUUUAAGAAGGUUCUAGUUUCAUAGUUCUGAUUAUACACUAUUUGCAUUCUGAAACUUGAAUACACCCUGUGUACACUGUAUCAUGAGGACAUGUCUUCACUGUAUGUUGUUGAACUCUGGAUGAUAGAAAAACUGGUUCUUUUGUUGUAUGUUUUGAAACCCCAGUGUGAUUCCUUUGUUCACGAUUCAGGUGAAUUCAAGCAAUGAAAUGAAAAGAGUACAACGCUUCUGUAUCUCUGAAGAAUUUCAAACUAUAGCAGCCUUCGAAAGAGUGAUAGCCAAGCUUUGCAACCAGUUGUAUUCUCUUAUUACAAGAAAAGAGGGAACAAUGUAAUAAAAGUUAAGGAAACUGAUCCUUGCUUAUCCCUCAACUCGUUAGCUUUGAAUCUGACCAUUAUAGAAUCCUAGUGGAAAUGUAUCAUUUUGUUGUGUUUUGUCUUGAUUGUGUCUUUUUUUUUUUUUUCUUUUUUGUGUUGUAACUUGCCACCAUGUGCCCCAGGAACUAUCACUACACCCUGGUUUAAUCUGUGGAAUAAAUGAAUACUAAUCAACCCCCCUACACAUUGUUAGUGAGGAAAUCGUUUGAAUACAGUGGCACAGGCUAGUUGGCAGACACCACUGAAUGGUUUCGCUAGAAUAGUUCAAUAUCAGUUCAGCACUGAUGUUUGACUAACGGUAGCCACUUAAGAGUCAGAUAGUGUUUUUAUAGAAAGGAAACUUGUAUCUUCCUUUCUUGAUACAGUAUACUGGUUGAAGUAGCUAGAGAUUGUAAAUGGGGUUAUACAGCAGUAUUCUGUACACAUUGUUUAGUUUGUUUUUUUAGCAAUCGGGAAAGGUUUUUAUUUACAAUGAGUAAUUUCACCAGUGCUUUGAAAAUAUGUUAUGGAUUAGCCAGACUGAUUUUCAGAUUGUCAGUAUCAUGUCUGAUUAAUUAAUAAAUAGAUAUCAUUCCA
Messenger RNA from Acipenser ruthenus (sterlet), 2509 nucleotides. RefSeq names its product Rab geranylgeranyltransferase subunit beta (gene rabggtb). Gene Ontology annotation, molecular function: Rab geranylgeranyltransferase activity. The transcript has 9 exons. The record is from RefSeq and is a predicted model, not a curated record. Lineage: Eukaryota; Metazoa; Chordata; Actinopteri; Acipenseriformes; Acipenseridae. The coding region runs from base 146 to 1141 and encodes 331 amino acids. Gene Ontology annotation, cellular component: Rab-protein geranylgeranyltransferase complex. Gene Ontology annotation, biological process: protein geranylgeranylation.